AUGGAGCUGUUCAGGGGUAUCAUACGUUGUGACCUGCAGGGGGACCCCCCAGGGGGGCCCCCCAUGGGGGCCCCCCUGGGGGCCCCCCUGGGGGGCCCCCAAGAAGAGAUAGAUGUUAGUGAUUUGGGUUUACUGAAUUUUAAUGAUAUAUUUUCUUCGUUGGUGACUUUGUUUCUGAUGACUGUGAAUGGAUGGGAUGAUUCGCUGAAGGCUUUGGUGAAACAUACAUCUGUAUUAAAGUGCAGUUUUUAUUUUGUUUCUUUUUAUCUGCUAACCGAUACCAUUCUCCUAAACCUCCUCGUUGCUCUUGUUUUAGAGGCCUAUGAACAAGUCUCAACAGCGCCGUCUAAGGCAGAAGCAAGCGAGCAGCAGCAGCAGCAGCAACUGCAGCAGCAGCAGCAGCAACUGCAGCAGCACCAGCAGCAGCAGCAGCAGCAGCAGCAGCAGCAGCAGCAGCAGCAGCUUGCGUUGCCGGUGGAGAAGGCCGCCCUCGAUGAGCCGCUUCAUAGCCAAAGACCAUCCAGCUCAUUCUUUAGUUGCUAG
This is a messenger RNA of Eimeria mitis, 543 nucleotides long. Its product is annotated as cation channel family domain-containing protein, putative. The record is from RefSeq and is a predicted model, not a curated record. The transcript has 3 exons. Gene Ontology annotation, biological process: monoatomic ion transport; transmembrane transport. Gene Ontology annotation, molecular function: voltage-gated calcium channel activity. Bases 1 to 543 code for a protein of 180 amino acids. Lineage: Eukaryota; Apicomplexa; Conoidasida; Eucoccidiorida; Eimeriidae. Gene Ontology annotation, cellular component: membrane.